GCAAUUGUCGUUACAGCCGACGCGGUGCCUUACGUCAUUACGCCGCAGUUUACGACAUCAUGUGGAAAAUAGCAAUGUCGGAGGUAGGUAAAUCACUCCAGUCAGUGGUGCAGCGGGUGAACCAGGCUGCGUCCCGACGACCCAAGACGCUACCAACUGUGCCACCUCGACUUGUCGCUGUCAGCAAAACCAAACCUCCCGAGAUGGUGGUGGAGGCCUACAACCAAGGCCAGCGUAACUUUGGAGAAAAUUAUGUUAAUGAACUUGUGGACAAAGCUUCAGAUCCUAUGAUUUUAGAAUCAUGCCCUGAAAUCAAGUGGCAUUUCAUUGGUCAUCUACAGAAGAAUAAUGUCAACAAACUCCUGGGCGUGCCAAAUUUGUUCUUGGUGGAGACCGUCGACUCGGCAAAACUGGCUGACAAGGUCAACAGCUCAUGGCUGCGUAUCAGAGGAGCGAGCAUGCAGAGGUUAAAGGUCAUGGUGCAGAUCAACACCAGUGGCGAACAGAGCAAAUAUGGCCUCCCACCAGAGGAAACUGUCAAUACCGCGAAGCACAUUAUGUCGGAGUGCUGCGCCCUGCAGUUUGCCGGACUCAUGACCAUCGGGCGCUAUGGCUACAACCUCACCCUGGGCCCAAAUCCAGACUUCCAGAUGCUUGUGAGUCAGCGGCAGGAGGUUUGUGAGAGUCUGAAGCUUCCUCUGGAUGAGGUGGAGCUCAGCAUGGGUAUGUCCACAGAUUUUGAACAUGCGAUCGAGGUUGGGUCUACUAACGUACGUGUGGGAAGCAUCAUCUUCGGCAACAGGGAGUAUCCCAACAGCGCAGCCAACACUCCGAUUCCCAGUCCCGCACCCAGUCCAGCACCAAGCCCGGAAAAAACUUCCAAGCAGGUUUCAGAAGAGGCCGCCAAGAAAAUGCAGCACCUGACAGUCUGAAUCUGAAUACUAAUAAGUUGUCAAUUUCCUUUGUAAGAGAAAUAAUAAUAAUAAUAUUAAUAUUAAUAAUAAUACAUUUUAUUUACAACUGUAAAAUGUGCUCAUAAGAAGAACGUGAUACCCCCCCCCCACCCACACACACACACACGCACACACACAUUGGGUUAGGAUUGCCAAAUGAUUGCUUAUUAAAAAAAAAAAGUCAUCUCACAUCAG
Molecule: messenger RNA, 1148 nt
Organism: Hippocampus comes (tiger tail seahorse)
Lineage: Eukaryota; Metazoa; Chordata; Actinopteri; Syngnathiformes; Syngnathidae
Gene: plpbp
Product: pyridoxal phosphate binding protein
Exons: 8
Coding region: 60-932 (290 amino acids)
Cellular component (GO): intracellular anatomical structure
Molecular function (GO): pyridoxal phosphate binding
Source: RefSeq, a predicted model, not a curated record